Molecule: messenger RNA, 405 nt
Organism: Asparagus officinalis (garden asparagus)
Lineage: Eukaryota; Viridiplantae; Streptophyta; Magnoliopsida; Asparagales; Asparagaceae
Exons: 2
Coding region: 1-405 (134 amino acids)
Source: RefSeq, a predicted model, not a curated record
AUGGAGAAAGUCUUUACUUAUAUGAAGUGUUAUGAUGGAGAAAAUGUGGCUUAUGCAAUAUAUAUUUUAAAAGGACGUGCAUAUGGCUGGUGGCAAAUGCAGGAGAGGAUUCUGGGAGAUGGUGCUGACCAAAAAGAGAAGGAAUUCCGUGAGCUGAAGAAAAAUGAUAAGACUGUGGCUGAGUAUGAGGAGGAAUUUACCUAUCUAUCCAAGUUUGCACCCCAGUUUGUUGCAACUGAAGAAGAUAGAGCAUGUCAUUUUGAGGAGGGUCUGCAACCUAAUAUUAAGUUUCAAAUGAGUUCAUUUGAACUCUCCACUUAUGUAGCGGUAUUGAAGAAAGCUUUAGUGAUUGAAAGGAACGAAAAGAAAUUUUCUCGGUUGAUGAUCGCAAGAAUGAUGAUAUGA